Messenger RNA from Fusarium pseudograminearum CS3096, 552 nucleotides. RefSeq lists its product as uncharacterized. NCBI's taxonomy places the organism in Eukaryota, Fungi, Ascomycota, Sordariomycetes, Hypocreales, Nectriaceae. Gene Ontology annotation, molecular function: GTP binding; GTPase activity. The transcript is spliced from 5 exons. The record is from RefSeq and is a predicted model, not a curated record. The coding region runs from base 1 to 552 and encodes 183 amino acids.
AUGACUGACACCUAUGACCUUCGCUGGAAAGUUCUUCUCCUCGGCGACUCUACAGUAGGCAAGACAAACAUCGUCAACCAAUUCACACAAGCCCAAUUCGAUGCAGAGUCCAAGCCAACCCUGGGUGUCAAGCCCACCAAUAAAAUCGUCCAAGUGGGCUCCGACGCUGUCAAGGUUAACAUCUGGGAUACCGCUGGCCUGGAACGAUACCGUGCCUCUGUGAACUACUACCAUGAUGCAGUCGCUGUGCUGAUCGUCUAUGACGUUACAAACCGCAAGAGCUUUGACAAUGCUGCUCGCUGGCUUCAAGAGAUUCGCACGCACGGUGAGCCUGGCAUUACCGUUAUGCUUGUAGGCAACAAGAGUGAUUUGGGCAAUCUGAGAGUUGUAGAGACUCAGAGGGCUGUUAGGACUGAGGAAGCUUCUCUGUUUGCUCGUGAAAACAAGAUACCCUUUGCUGAGAUAUCCGCCAAGUACGCAAGCCAGGUUGAGACAACCUUUCAGACUCUUUUCAACAAUAUCAGGAAGAAGAUUUCUGCAGGCUCGUCGUAA